GUCAGAUGUUGGUGGAGAGAGACGGAGAGUGAACACCCACCCUGGUCGCUUCGUCUUGUCCGUAUCGAACCCUCCUUCUCUCGGCGCCUGCAACAAGGCACUUCACCGCUCCUCCGGCCGUCUAGCUGCUGGGCGGACCUGUUUUUCAAACGCACAUUUAGCGCCUUGUAACCGCAGUUUUUUUUUUUUUUUCCCCCGGAGCUGUCAAAGUAGAAGCAGCGAGAGACAGGGGAGCGACAUGGCCACGACAACCUGUACGCGAUUCACAGACGAGUAUCAGCUAUACGAGGAGCUGGGGAAGGGAGCCUUUUCAGUGGUGCGCAGGUGUGUUAAGCUGUGUACAGGACAGGAGUAUGCUGCAAAAAUAAUCAACACCAAAAAGUUAUCUGCAAGAGAUCACCAGAAGUUGGAGCGAGAGGCUCGGAUUUGUCGCCUCUUGAAACACCCCAACAUCGUUCGCCUUCAUGACAGUAUAUCAGAGGAGGGCUUCCACUACCUCCUGUUUGACUUGGUGACCGGAGGUGAACUGUUUGAGGACAUCGUAGCCAGAGAGUAUUACAGCGAGGCCGACGCCAGUCACUGUAUCCAUCAGAUUCUAGACAGUGUCCAUCACAUUCACCAACAUGACAUAGUGCACAGAGACCUGAAGCCAGAGAACCUGCUCCUGGCAAGCAAAUGUAAGAAUGCCGCAGUGAAGCUGGCUGACUUUGGCCUAGCCAUUGAGGUGCAGGGGGAUCAGCAGGCCUGGUUUGGAUUUGCUGGCACACCGGGAUACCUGUCCCCUGAGGUACUGAGGAAGGAGGCAUAUGGCAAACCUGUGGACAUCUGGGCCUGCGGGGUGAUCCUCUACAUCCUGCUGGUGGGUUACCCUCCUUUCUGGGAUGAGGACCAGCACAAGCUGUACCAGCAGAUCAAGGCUGGGGCUUACGAUUUCCCUUCCCCAGAGUGGGACACAGUCACCCCAGAGGCCAAAAACCUGAUCAACCAGAUGCUGACCAUCAACCCAGCCAAGAGGAUCACUGCUCAGGAGGCCCUCAAGCACCCAUGGGUCUGCCAACGGUCCACAGUGGCAUCUAUGAUGCACAGACAGGAGACGGUGGAGUGCCUGAAGAAAUUCAACGCCAGAAGGAAACUGAAGGGAGCCAUUCUUACCACCAUGCUGGUUUCUCGAAAUUUCUCUGCAGCUAAGACCUUGCUCAACAAAAAAGCAGAUGUCAAGAAACGCAAGUCCAGCUCUACUGUCCAGUACAUGGAAUCAUCAGAUAGCAGCAACACCACUGUGGAGGAUGAAGAUGUGAAAGGGAAGAGCUUAGACAACAGCUCGCUUAAGGCGCAGUCCAGCACAAGCUCCCAGCCUGAUAGCUCUCAGGGCUCCUCAGCUGCUGUGUACUCUGCCACAAAGUUUGCUGACCUGCUGGGCUCAGUGCGUAGGGGCUCAGGGCCCACUUCUGACGGGGAAGGGAGAUCCAGCACUCCACCUCCUGCUGUCCUCUCUGCCCCCUCCCCUCCACACACCCCUGUUGUCCCAAUGCAGACACGCAAACAAGAAAUUAUCAAGAUCACUGAGCAGCUGAUAGAGGCUAUCAACAAUGGAGACUUUGAGGCAUACGCUAAGAUCUGUGACCCAGGACUGACCUCGUUUGAGCCGGAGGCGCUGGGGAACCUGGUGGAGGGGAUGGACUUCCACAGAUUCUACUUUGAGAACCUUUUGGCUAAGAACAGCAAGCCCAUCCACACUACCAUCUUGAACCCCCACGUCCACCUGAUCGGCGAGGACGCGGCAUGCAUCGCUUACAUCCGCCUGACUCAGUUUGUCGAUGGCCAAGGUCGGCCGCGGUCCAGCCAGUCAGAGGAAACUCGCGUCUGGCAUCGCAGAGAUAGCAAGUGGCAGAACAUCCACUUCCACUGCUCAGGCGCACCAGCUGCUCCACUCCAGUGAGGGUUGAACGCCAUAGCUGUUUCAGAAGUGCUCUGCUGGAGAGAGAGAGGAAGAGGAGAAGGGAUGAAAGACCAAGUCCAGUGUCAGUUUGGGAACAGGGCUCCUCACCCUUCACCAACAAACUUCCCUCACUGGACACCCAUCCUCAACCCCCAGCAUGCAUCUCUUCUUUUACUACUACUCCCCCCGUCUGUCACCUGCCCUACAACAUCUUCCGACAACCAUCAAACAAAAUCAACUGGACGUCCAACGCUCCCCCCCCCCCCCCCCCCCCCCCCCCCCCCCCCGGCUUCCUCUUCCUCCCUCCGGCACACUGGGUGAUUUGCGGGGUGGGGGUGUUUUCAGCACUCUGUGUGAUUCCUUCUUCCUCUGGUCUCUCUCUUGUGACACCAACCCUCUUGUCCUCCUGUGAAUCCACACUUGUGUGACAUAAACACUGCACUGGGAAUACAGUAUGUAAAGUUUUAAGUAAAAUCUGUUAUUAUCAUUGUUAUUACGAUGAGUAUUAUUAUUAUUAUUACACAUUUGCAAUUGUAUAUGUCAUUUGUAUAAUUCUAAAUUCUUGAUGCCAGUGGUUUCUGGAGUUGAAGGAAUUUUUUUUGUUUUGUUUUGUUUAUCUAUCUUUUUAAGGAAGCAUGUUUUUUUUCCCCAUAUUAACAGUGGCUGUUUUUAUUGUGGCUAUUAUGUGGAAAAUGAUAUUGGCAGUUUUUGUAAUUUGCUUGUAUGUUAGCUAUAAUACUGCGCGCAAACUCAUGGUCAGCUUGUUUUUUAUUUGUUUUAGGGUUUUAUUUUCUUAAAUUUUUUUAGUUUAUUCCUUUUUUUUGUCUUUUUUUUUUAUUUUUUUUUUUUUUGGAAGGGGUGUGUCUGAUGGUGUCAUGUGUUCAUGUAGAUAGUGUGUGUGUGCGUGUGUGUGUGUGACUGUGUACUUUGUGCUAGUCCAAACAUAAUAACUGUGGGGUUAACAGUUGGGGGAACCGCUUGUUCUUACAUCAUUGCGGAGUAAGAGUUAGCUAAGCUGAGUGUCUUCCUGCAUCAAAACAUGAACAUUUCAAACAUACAAAACAAGCAUGCAAUAUGAGUUUUACCUUGAAUUUACUUUUCCAUCUUCAUGUGUAACACUUUAAUCCUAGAGUUUAAUCCCCAUUUGUAUUUUCCAUGCUGUAACAAGAAAAACAUCCGGUCCAGAGAGGAAAUAUUAUAGGCGACAACAAUGAAAAAAAUUCAUUUAAAGGAACCAUUAGAUUUUUUUAUUAUUUUUUGGGGUGAGAUCUUUUGAUCUAGUUUCUGCUUUAAUUGAGCACAGUUUUAUUGAUAGAUAGAAUAGGCUGCAUGUAUACUAGUCCCAGUCCUGUUUUAAUGUAAACCGAGGAUUAUUUUAAGACUGAUCUUUGACUAGAGAAACCUCAAUAGGUUUAACUGGACGUUAAGGCAUUGAAAUAACAUUGUGUUAAGAAACCACAGACCAUUUUGAACAAAUUCAAGGCCGUCUUCUUAAAAUACUCAAAUCUCAGCUGUAGUAUAAGAAAUUGAAUUCAUCCUAAUCCGCUUCUUAUGAAAUAGAAAAAGCGCAACACUUGUUAAAUUACUAAAUGCGUCAACGUUUCGUCAAGUAUUUAUGUCUCCCACUAAGACUCUAAAAAACAUUUAACUGCUUAAUAAAACUCUGAACAAAUGUGAAAGGACAAAAAAAAUCAAAAUCUAAUGUUAUUUCUUAUUAAACCAACAUAGCACCUUGUGAUAGUAUAAGAAACUCUUCUUGUUAAUCUGAAAUCAUUUGGUAUGUCAUAAUAACAAGAUAAAUAUGUCGAACUGUUACAUUUAAGUAGCACUGUCGCCUCACAGCAAGAAGGUCGUGGGUUCUCCCCGGGUGCUCCGGCUUCCUCCCACCAUCCAAAGUCAUGCAGGCUAGAUUAA
Micropterus dolomieu (smallmouth bass) is the source of this 3853-nucleotide messenger RNA. It is a transcript of the gene camk2b1, whose product is annotated as calcium/calmodulin-dependent protein kinase (CaM kinase) II beta 1. Gene Ontology annotation, molecular function: calmodulin binding; ATP binding; calcium/calmodulin-dependent protein kinase activity. The coding region runs from base 239 to 1939 and encodes 566 amino acids. The record is from RefSeq and is a predicted model, not a curated record. Lineage: Eukaryota; Metazoa; Chordata; Actinopteri; Centrarchiformes; Centrarchidae. Gene Ontology annotation, cellular component: cytoplasm; neuron projection. Gene Ontology annotation, biological process: protein phosphorylation. The transcript is spliced from 21 exons.